AUGGGGAUCCCUAUAGGGAUGUGGCUCUGGCUCUGGGUCGCACAGGUCUCUUCGGAGGAAUCGGAGCCCGCCUGCCUGCCUGUGGCAGGAGAGGACUGCUAUCGGCUGCUCCGGCGGCCACAACCCGCCUUGGGUGCAGUGAUUUGGUGCGGACGAUCCCACGGCCGGCUCCUCCACACGUGGAACCAGCAGAUCCAGGACGCCCUGCGCGACCGCCUGGACGACAGGAGCAAAACCUGGAUCGGGGCUGCAGCAAAGGCGCUCCCAGAAGUGAGCCACCCUGGCAAAGGUGAGAGCGGGGCGGGGGCGCAGAGGCCCAACAGCAGCACCGCAGAAGAGGGGCAGCAGCAGCCAAUUCCAAACCAUCCCUGCCGCCCCGGAAGCGCCGCUUCCACGAAUCCUCCCGAGCUCAACCCCUUCUGCUCUCUGUCCGCUACAGGCCCCUCGAGGACGCCCCGAGAGACUUCCACGCCCUGGGUGAGAACGACCUGCCAGCAUUUGACGUGCGGCCCGACGGAGGCGACGCCCAUUCUCACCGAAGAGCCGACGGCGACUGCUCCUCUGAGCGCCCAGCCCUCCGCCGCGACUCCUCCGCCGCCCAGUGCUCCUCCAGGAAGCAGCACAGUUCGCCAGCCGACCACCGCUGACACCCAGUCAUUCCUUGGGACCAGGCCAGAACUCGGCACUCCCCGCCAUCCGCCGAGCAGCCCCAAGUCGGCAUCCAGCACCUGGCCAGCCAGCAACAGCAGCCAGACUCACCCCAACUCUCGGACCUCAGCCCCAGAGCCCAGCACUCAGCCGCUGCCCACCAGCAAAACCACCUUGGGGGGUACCAAAAGCCACAAGUCCAACACCAGCCCGGACUCCUUCACCUUCAGCCCUAGAGACUUCCCCCCUGAGGACCAGGGGAAGGCCCUAGAGAAGGUGCUGCACCAGUUCAGCCAGGCUGUGCAGACCCCAGGCCACCCUAUUGCACUGGAGCAGGCAGCCCGGAUGCUGGAGAAUUUGACAAAUUUCCAUGCUCUGCUCUCAGACGAUGCCCAGGCCUCUGCCAGCCAGGCACUCCUCUCCCUGAGCUCUCAGCUACUGAGGGACCACCCUGCCAGCAAUGCCUCCUGCCUAGACCUCGCAUCACAGGCUCUUUUCCAGACCCUCAGCAACCUCCUCCAAGCCUCAGGCAGCCAGACACCCAGCUUCGGCCCGCAACAGGAACCAAAGGUCCUGGAAACAGCAUUGGAAGCCCUUCCUCUGAUCCAGACGGGGCUCCUGUUGGGAAGCUCCACCAUGGAGGAAUCCACAGUAACUGUGGUGUCUUCUGUGCUCAGCACCACCCUCAGCAGGUGUGACAAAGCCUCCCUGCCCCAUGCCUCCUUCCACCUGCUUCAGCCAAGGGGCCUGAACGUAACCUUCCCAUCCAGCUCUGCUCUGGAGCCAGUUCUGAGCCAGCACCCUCAAGUACAAGUCCAGGUGGCCUCCUUUGCAUUCAAUCCUUUCCGGCACCUGGAUGGGAAGCCGAUCAAAAGGACGGCAAGUAUCGCUCUCAUGGCCAGCGAAGAGUCCAUCGGUGUCCACAAUCUUGCAGAGGAAAUAGAGAUUGGGCUCAGUGCUGAGGCUAGUGCUGAGGCCCCUCACACUCACUUGACUGGCAACGUCAGGAACUUUGACAUUGUGGUAAACAUCACAUCAGUAGAGGAUGCCCUGCUAGUAUCGGUGGAAUCCAGCACAGUGGUCCAGAUCACCUUGCACCUGGGCCUCCAACCUGAGCCCAACAAGAACAGCAGCCUCCUCAACACCACCCUGCCCAGCAGCGGAUGGCAAGAGGAGGGUACCUGCACAUGGGUGAUUCCUCCAGAGGAGCUGCAGCAUCAUGGCCUGGGCACCUACUACAUCUCUGCAGAGGUGGCUCCCCUCUCUCAGGGCCCCUGGAACCUCUCCAUUCACACCAUCAUCUCUGGAUGCUACUACUGGUCCAGCCAGCAUCAGGCCUGGAGAAGUGAUGGAUGUCGGGUGGGCUCCCAAAGCACCCUCCACAGCACCCAGUGCUUGUGCAACCACCUCACCUUCUUUGGGUGUGUCGCCUUGGUCCUGCCACACCUGAUUGACCUUCACAACACUGCAAAGCUCCUGAGCACCGUGGGCCAGAACCCUUCUGGGCUGGCCUUGCUAAGCAGCUUGUUGCUGGGCUAUGGAGCUGCCCUCGUUUGGGCUCGAUGGAGACAGAGAACGGAUGUUAAGAAGGUGAAGGUCACAAUCCUAGCAGAUAAUGAGGCCACCGCCUGCUUCCCUUACCUGGUGCAAGUCUUCACAGGCUACCGCCGAGGGGCUGGGACCUCUGCUAAGGUUAUCCUGACCCUCUAUGGGGCAGAGGGCCGGAGUGAGCCACACCUGCUACAGCACCCCCAGGGGCCCUCCUUUGAGCGAGGUGGGCGGGAUGCCUUCCUCCUUGCCACUCAGAAGUCCCUGGGCAACCUCCACGCCAUCCGCCUCUGGCACGACAGCACUGGGCCCAACCCCAGCUGGUUUGUGAGGCGGCUGGUUGUCUGUGACCUGCCUGCCAAGAAGAAGUGGCAUUUCCUGUGUGACUCUUGGCUGGCAGCUGACCUGGAUGACGGCCAUGUGGAUAAAGUCUUUGCUGCUGCCUCCGAGAGGGAUCUCCUGUCCUUCAGGUACCAGUUCUGGUCAGGGCUGGUGGACAAAUUGACGCAGGAGCACCUGUGGCUGUCGGUGGUGACCUGCUCGCCCUGGAGCCCCUUCACCCGUGUCCAGAGGCUCUCCUGCUGCCUGGCCCUCCUCUGCUGCACCUUCCUCAUCAACAUCAUGUUCUGGAGAAAAGAGGCUGGGUCCAGAAGCCCUGAGGCUGGGCCUUUUAUGGUGACUUGGCACGAGCUGCUGGUGAGUGUGGAAACAGCCAUCUUCCUAAUGCCAGUGAGCCUACUGAUCAGCCACAUCUUCCAGCUGGUCCAGCCCCCAGCCCCAAAGCCUCCGGCUGCCAGCCCUGAACUCCUGCAGACUGUGAUGCCCCCCAAGCAGGUGAUGCCCCUCACACGAGUCAAGCAGGAGCUGGAGGAGACCCUGGGCUUCCUCUACAAGAACAGCCUCUGCCAGUGCAGAGCCAUGGACAAGUUCCCUGGGACUUCUGAGCAAGUACCAGAGCUUGUGGCUGCUCUGUGUGACCUCAUUGAGUCCCACCUCCAGCACCAGAAGGACCUGGAAGGUCCCCCUCAGGAGAGGCGCUUCAACCUCCACAGCUACCUGAGCCAUGUGCUGGAUGACUUGGGGACUCAGCUCAGCAGCCUGGAUUUGUGCAGCUUUCCUAACCCCUAUGACCAUCUGCAUGCAGUGGACCAACUACGGAGAGUCCAGCAGCACCUAGAGCAGCAGCAGGCGCAGCCCUGGCCCAGCACUGAGGGGCCUGGCAGUCCCACCGGGCCCAGGAGCGAGCUCAGCAGUUUCCCACUUGAAGACCCUGAGAAGGAGAGGCCGCCGUUCUCCCACUGUCUCCCCAGGAGAUUCAGCUUUGCCUGCUGGCUCACAGUGGGGAGCAUCAGCCUGGUUUCGGCCUUCUUCACAGUGCUCUACAGCCUAGAAAUGAGCAGGGACGAGGCUGGGCACUGGGCCGUCAACAUCCUGCUCUCAGUGCUACAGAACAUCUUUGUAAUGCAGCCCCUGAAGGUGUUGGCUCUGACCUUCCUCUUCUCACUGCUGCACAAGAGGGAGUUGUGGAAGGAGAAGGGGCAGGAGCAGCAGCUCUGGUGGGCCCUGGGCCUUGUCACAGCAAGGGGCCUACAACUGGAAGCUUAUGGGCAGAGAGACUGGGCAGACCCAGCUUACAGACCCCCUGCCCUCCAGCCAAUGGUGCGGCCAAAGGAACGAGCCUUGAAAGACAAGAAGUUGUACUCCUUGAUCAGAGAGAUUGCAGUGCAGCUUGUGUUCCUGGCUGUGCUGAUGGUCCUCAGCUAUACUGAGAGAAGCCCCAAUGAGUUCUACUUUAACAACUCCCUCCAGAGGACCUUCACAUCCCACCUGGAAGACAUCCUUACCCCAGAGGAGUUGUAUGGGUGGAUCAGGGUGAUUUUGCUGCCUGGCCUCCAUGGCAAUUCUGAAGGUUUGGCCAUGGAUGGAAACUCUUUCCUUGUGGGCAGCGUGCGGCUACGGCAGAUCCGAGCCACAGGAGCCCCGCCAAAGCCAGGGCCAGCUUUUCUCCCACUCCAAGAGGGAAAGCAGGGUCCCACGGCCAGCUGGGGGCCUCCUGCUGCAGGUGGGAGAGGUCAGGCGAGUGCCUGGGUCUUCCAGAAUGAGAGCACGCUGCAAGAGUACCCCAUCUGGGGGAAGUUUGCUCUCUAUCCGGGAAGCGGCUACCUGGCAAACCUUGGCAGAAACAAAAGCUACGCCUGGAGAACCCUUCGCUAUCUGGAACGGAACAACUGGUUGGACAAAAGCACACGAGUCGUCUUCAUUGAGUUUGUUGUCUACAAUGCAAAUGUCAACCUCUUCUGCGCAGUCACGCUGAUCUUGGAGGCCAAUGGGAUAGGCGCCUUGUUCAGCAAAUCGGAGCUGCAAAUUCUGCGCCUCUAUCCAGACCUCCAGCUCGUCCUCCAAUUUAUCUGUGCCCAGAUCACUUUUCUCCUGCUCAUACUAUACUACAUCUUUGUGCAGAGGGUGGUGGUGUGUGGAGGUUGCUGUAUUGCCAGAGAAAGAGCAUCACAGCACCACUGCUCCUUCCACUUGCAUUCCCCCCCCCCCAACAUUUGGCUGCCUGAGUCAAGCCUGCUUCUUCCAUGGGGCCAGCAGGGCCGGCAGUUGAAGCAGCAGAAGUGGAAGUACUUCAGCAGCAAGAGAAACCUGCUGGAUGCCAGCACCAUCCUCAUAAGUGUGGCAGCUAUUGGCCUUUAUGCGAAGAGGCGCGUGCUGGCAGAAGGCAUCCUGAAGCAGCAUCGCCAAGACCGCAAGAAGUUCAUCAGCUUCUAUGAGAUGGUGGAAGUUGACUCUGCUCUGACAUACCUCAUUGCUUUUCUGGUGGCCUUGACAACCAUCAAGCUGUGGAACCUCCUGCGCCUAAAUCCCAGAAUGCACCUCAUCACACAGACACUGCAGAAAGCCUGGGAUGAGGUCCUGGGCUUCCUGCUCACACUUCUGGUGCUGCUUGUGGGUUAUGCCAUUGUGUGCAACCUCAUGUUUGGAUGGAGCGUAGAUGACUACAAGACCUUCUUUCACUCAGCUGUGACCAUCGUAGGGCUUCUCAUUGGAAUCUUUAAUUAUGAAGAGGUCAUUGCUGUGGACCCAGUGUUUGGCGCUGUGCUGAUUGUAACCAGCGUCAUCUCCAUGGUGUUUGUGAUCAUCAACCUGUUUGUCUCUGCCCUUUUGACGACCUUCAGUCGGGAGAUGAAGGCUGCCAAGGCCAGCAAGGAGGAAUCCAUGUUGCAGCUGAUUCAACUGAAGAUUUCCACCUUGUUUGGAAUCAAGAAACAGCCACCCUUCCCAGCAGCUUCCCAAAAGGAGCCACAGGACUGAAGUGGCAUCAUCCCACCUCCCCAUUUGGACAGCUCUUUUCUAUUCUAAAAUGGGAAGGGUCACCAUUUUCCAAGUAUCACUAAUGUACAUGCUAUCUUUAAGAAUAUCAGAGGUCAGCUGGGCUGGCAAGAAAAUCUGUAUGGCUUUUCUCCCACUUUUAAGCUGCCCCUCCCGCUCUUCAGCUAAUUUACCAUGUGAUCUUGACUCAACAUUACCUCAUGCUACAUCCUACUUCCUUUAUCCUCGACACGCCUUUGAGUUGUUGGGACUAACCAAGGCAGAACAAAUCUGACUGCCCAGAAAUCCCCUGCUGCUGCCCUGCAGGUUGAAGAGCAAAACCGAUCUUACUGGCUUCCAGCCCAAAGGCCGUUCAAGUCCCUAAACAGCAGGAGCCACUUUCUUCUCUGCCGAAAGAGGCAGAGCAAAGGAGGGCUGUUCUUAUUUAUAGCCAAUCCCAAAUACUCAGUGGUGCUUAACAUCAAUUAAGCCUUACAAAUCAAGUUAUUUUUCAUGUCGCUGAGGAACUCUUUACCUAUUGCAGGGCUUAACCCCUGAGGAGACAAACAGGGAAUUGUAGAUUACACUCCCCUACCCAGCCACAGAUUUGAAGAACUCAUAUGACAAAGGUGGGUCUGUUGAGAUGCACAAAGGAUACACUGUUUCAAGGUGAACCAGAGGGAGGAGAUAGAAGGGUGGGUGGGGAAGAAGUGUGACUAUUGCCCCUCCCCACCCAGAGAGCUCAGUUUGCCCAGUGGGAGAGAUCAAAUCCAUGACAGGAAUCCAAUCCUGCCUUUCCUUAAAGGCAGCCAACCUCCAAGAUGCAAGGAUCCUUAAGCAGCCCUUACCUUAAUCCAGAGGGGACCCUUCAGCCUGGCCCAAGCAGAAAGCACUCAUCCCCCUGCUCCAACCUGUAAAGGUCAGCAUAAAUCCUACAAGGGCUAAUUUCUCAAGAAUGAUAGCCUGACAGUUCUAUCACAUCACUGCAGAGAAGGACAGCUGCUUCAGCACCCAGGCACUUCCCCGUGCCCUGCAGGACAGGUGGCCCGCUCUUCUGAAGCUGCCCCUGCUGCCACCAACCACAAUGUCUUGUGGGAAGCAAGUCUAAAGGGAGCCUCAUAAAUUCGCCUGUGGGCGGUGGUUGUGGGCUGCACUGCAGAUCCUCAGGUGUGCGAUCCAAACUGAUAGGACUUGUUCCAAAAUAUAACUGCGAAGCCAAAGUAAAGGCAACACAUUUGCAUGCUCCUUUUUGCCAAUAUUUCCCCUUCCCUCAAUAAAUAGUACUCCUUGUUUGACUGGAAGUGUGACUGUCAGUCUGAAGGAACGGCCAUGAUAAGAACUGGUGGC
This is a messenger RNA of Podarcis muralis (Common wall lizard), 6855 nucleotides long. Lineage: Eukaryota; Metazoa; Chordata; Lepidosauria; Squamata; Lacertidae. The record is from RefSeq and is a predicted model, not a curated record.